CUGUGCAAUCGAAAAUCACUGCCGCAUUUAAUCCAAACAAAAUAGCUUAAAUUUAAAUAAAAUGCUGCGAAACGCGAUGCAUUUAGCAACUCUUGGGGUGCGCCAGACCCGAGUGAUAAACUGCCCACAAAAACAUCUUGCAUUUCUGCAAAAUAAUUGUAGUAACGAAAUAAACCUGCAAGUGGCGCGCGAUUAUGCAAAGGGCAAGGACAAAAAGAAGGAAAAAGGCGGCAAGGGAAAACCCGGCAAGGUGGAAAUCAACGAGCAGCAGCUGCGCGAGAUCCUCAACUUCGAUGGACUUAACAGUCAGAUGGAGAAAUCCGUAUUACAGAUGAAGGAGGAUUUUGUAAAACACCUUUCACUGCGCUCUACCAGCGGUGCGAUCGAUACACUACGGAUUAAAGUCGAUGGUCAGGAGCACGAGCUGCAGGAAUUGGCCCAGAUAUCCCGGAAAAAUCCCAAGACCAUCAUAGUAAACAUGAUAGGUUUCCCUCAAACGAUUCCCGAUGUGCUUAAGGCCAUCGAAAAGAGCGGCAUGAAUCUGAAUCCCCAACAGGAUGGUACUACUCUGUUUAUACCAAUCCCAAAGGUAACCAAGGAGCACAGGGAGAACCUGUCGAAGAAUGCCAAAGCCCUGUUUGUCAAAUAUCGCGAUGCCAUUCGUGGCGUGCAAAACGAACACAUCCGCAAACUAAAGAAGCAACCGGAAUUGGGCAAGGACGACGCCUUUGCUGCCCAAGCUCAAGUGACUGCCAUUGCUGAUCGGUUUAUUUCGGAGGCGGACAAGCUGCUGGCCAGCAAACAGAAGGAGCUACUGGGCGACUAAAACCAAGACCAAGACUGAUCCUGUUCCAAAAGCCUUUUAAAUCUAAAUACACACAUGUUAAAUAAAAUGCAACUGUCUAAUUAUUAAUGUAUUAACGAAAA
This is a messenger RNA of Drosophila ficusphila, 927 nucleotides long. It is a transcript of the gene mRRF1, whose product is annotated as ribosome-recycling factor, mitochondrial. The transcript has a single exon. Bases 62 to 826 code for a protein of 254 amino acids. NCBI's taxonomy places the organism in Eukaryota, Metazoa, Arthropoda, Insecta, Diptera, Drosophilidae. Gene Ontology annotation, cellular component: mitochondrion. The record is from RefSeq and is a predicted model, not a curated record. Gene Ontology annotation, biological process: translation. Gene Ontology annotation, molecular function: ribosomal large subunit binding.